Messenger RNA from Lepus europaeus (European hare), 2169 nucleotides. Its product is annotated as cytochrome P450 1A2. The record is from RefSeq and is a predicted model, not a curated record. Lineage: Eukaryota; Metazoa; Chordata; Mammalia; Lagomorpha; Leporidae. Gene Ontology annotation, molecular function: iron ion binding; heme binding; oxidoreductase activity, acting on paired donors, with incorporation or reduction of molecular oxygen, reduced flavin or flavoprotein as one donor, and incorporation of one atom of oxygen. Gene Ontology annotation, biological process: progesterone metabolic process; hormone biosynthetic process. Bases 108 to 1658 code for a protein of 516 amino acids. The transcript is spliced from 7 exons.
CCAACCUGAUAGGUGGUAGGGAACAUAAAGGCCCCCUCGCCCAGAGCCUGCCGCAGUGGACAGCCCCCACAGCCCCGCCGAUCUGAAGCACCUACCUGCCUCUACAGAUGGCGAUGUCCCCAGCGGCUCCCCUCUCGGUCACCGAGCUGCUCCUGGCCUCUGUCGUCUUCUGCCUGGUGUUCUGGGCAGUCAGGGCCUCGAGGCCUCGGGUCCCCAAAGGCCUGAAGAGUCUGCCGGGGCCCUGGGGCUGGCCCCUGCUCGGGCACGUGCUGACGCUGGGCAAGAACCCACACGUGGCGCUGGCGCGGCUGAGCCGGCGCUACGGGGACGUGUUCCAGAUCCGCCUGGGCUCCACGCCCGUGGUGGUGCUCAGCGGCCUGGACACCAUCAAGCAGGCCUUGGUGCGGCAGGGCGACGACUUCAAGGGCCGGCCUGACCUCUACAGCUCCACCUUCAUCACCGAGGGCCAGAGCAUGACCUUCAGCCCAGACUCAGGGCCCGUGUGGGCCGCCCGCCGGCGCCUGGCCCAGGACUCCCUGAAGAGCUUCUCCAUCGCCUCCGACCCGGCCUCCUCCAGCUCCUGCUACCUAGAGGAGCACGUGAGCCAGGAGGCCGAGCACCUCAUCGGCAGGUUCCGGGAGCUGAUGGCGGUGGCUGGGCGCUUCGACGCCUACAGCCAGCUGGUGGUGUCCGUGGCCAGGGUCAUCGGGGCCAUGUGCUUUGGGCGGCACUUCCCACAGAGCAGUGAGGAGAUGCUGGACCUCGUGCGGAACAGCAGCGAGUUCGUGGAGACCGCCACCUCCGGCAGCCCCGUGGACUUCUUCCCCAUCCUGCGUUACCUGCCCAACCGCCCCCUGCAGAGGUUCAAGGACUUCAACCGGAGGUUCCUGCGGUUCCUGCAGAAAACGGUCCGGGAGCACUAUGAGGACUUCGACAGGAACAGCGUCCAGGACAUCACGGGUGCCCUCUUCAAGCACAGUGAAAACAACUCCAAGGCCAACGGUGGCCUCAUCCCCCAGGAGAAGAUCGUCAACCUGGUCAACGACAUCUUUGGAGCUGGGUUUGACACCAUCACAACUGCACUCUCGUGGAGCCUCAUGUACCUGGUGACCAACCCCAGGAUACAGAGAAAGAUCCAGGAGGAACUGGAUGCCGUGGUUGGCAGGGCGCGGCGGCCCCGGCUCUCCGACAGACCCCAACUGCCCUACCUGGAGGCCUUCAUCCUGGAGCUCUUCCGACAUGCCUCUUUCGUCCCCUUCACCAUCCCCCACAGCACCACCAGGGACACCACACUGAACGGCUUCCACAUUCCCAAGGAAUGCUGCAUUUUCAUAAACCAGUGGCAAAUCAACCACGACCCGCAGCUGUGGGGGGACCCGGAGGAGUUCCGGCCCGAGCGAUUCCUCACGGCGGACGGCGCGGCCAUCCACAAGCCCCUGAGUGAGAAGGUCAUGCUCUUCGGCCUGGGCAAGCGCAGGUGCAUCGGGGAGACCCUGGCCAGGUGGGAGGUCUUCCUCUUCCUGGCCAUCUUGCUCCAGCGGCUGGAGUUCAGCGUGCCACCCGGCGUGCCCGUGGACCUGACCCCCAUCUACGGGCUCACCAUGAAGCACCCCCGCUGUGAGCACAUCCAGGCUCGCCCGCGCUUCUCUGUCCAGUGAGGGCGGCGCUGCGGCGGGCACUCUGGGGUCUCGGCCACCCUCUCCUCUUCACAAUAACAGCUGUGCUGAGAUCCGACCUGCGCCGUCUGUCACCGGCUUGUAGGACAUCCCUCCGCAAUGCCCCGCCCCGCCCCCAGACCCCCACCCUCCCCUGCCACCCAGCCCUGGGCAGUGGCCGCUCUACUUUCUGUCUGCGGCUUCCUUGUCCCGAUGCCCACCAAUGGUCUUGUGGCUGGCUGCUUGCCCAGAGCGCAACGCUCCCCAGGCCCGGGGCUAUGUCCCAGGCUCAGUGGCCAGCUCCUCUCUGCUCUGGCCCAAGUCUUGAACACGUGAAGCGCCUGGGGAGGAAGGGGCCCAACCCAGAUGAAGCUCCUGGCUCCUGGCUUCUGCCCUGCCCGGCCCUGGCUGUUACGUCCAUUUGGGGGAGUGAACCAGCAGAUGGAAGAUCUCUCUUUCUCUCUCUGCCUCUGCUUCUCUGUAAUUCUGCCUUUCAAAUAAAUAAAUAUUAAAA